Messenger RNA from Mesorhabditis spiculigera, 2136 nucleotides. NCBI's taxonomy places the organism in Eukaryota, Metazoa, Nematoda, Chromadorea, Rhabditida, Rhabditidae. The record is from the annotation of a GenBank genome assembly.
AUGGCGGAUGUUGCUGCGAUACCCGGGUUUUUGGCCUCCUCUUUUCCGGGAUUGCCGGUGGAGGUCAAGGAUUAUGUGGCUGCAAUUCUAAAAGAAAAUGCCGAGGAGAUGUACUCCGUUGAUGAAAUAUUUCUUGCUGUCGGCGAUCAUCUCGUGGCUAACGUCGAAGACCUGCCGGAUGAGGCUGCGCGCCGCGUGUGCGAAAAGUUGAUGAAGCUGCUUCACGGAGAUAACAUCCCGAAGGCCGCGAAGCAAGUAGCUGCUGUCCGGCAACUGGAGCAAACGGUCGACAUGGCCGCCCAGAAGGAAGAUUACAAGGAUCGGGAGAGCAUUUGGAAGCUGCAGACCCGUGAUACCCCGACGAAUGUUGACAAGGACAAGCUCAAAAAGGCCGAAAAUCGCGCUACUGAAAAAGCCUUUGCUCGAGAGGGAACUUCUGCUGCGCCGAAACGAAAACGUCCCGAGGCGGCUGCUACGGCUUCACAGGCCGCAAACCGUCGCGAGCAAUCUGGAGCUGGCCAGAAUUCCUUGAAUGUCAUGCUCGAAAGUGUCGAUAUUUCGAUUGGCACGAAGCAACUGCUGUGCAGCGCGAACGUCAACAUGUCCUAUGGUCGUAAGUACGGACUCGUCGGCAGGAAUGGUAUCGGCAAGACCACGCUGUUGAAGAUGAUAUCUGCUGGUCAACUCCGGAUCCCGCCAAAUAUCAGCAUGUUGAGCGUCGAGCAAGAAGUGGAAGGGGACGAUACGAAGGUCAUCGAUUCUGUCCUUUCAUCGGACACCAAAAGAACCGAGUUUUUGGAACGCGAGAAAGUACUGCAGGAGCGCCUUAACAAGCCUGAUCUCUCCGAUGCCGAGAAAACAAAGUGGAACACGGAAUUGACCAAGUUGUUUGCCGAUAUGGAGGCAAGUGGUAUGGACAAGGCGCCGGCCCGUGCCGCGUCGAUCCUCUUCGGUCUCGGCUUCGAUCCGGAUGAGCAGAAGAAGCCCACAAAGGAAUUCUCUGGCGGAUGGCGUAUGCGUGUCGCGCUGGCCCGUGCGCUCUUUAUCAAGCCCGACCUUCUCCUUCUUGACGAGCCGACGAACAUGUUGGACAUGAGGGCCGUCUAUUGGCUUGAGGGGCAUUUACAGCAUUGGGAGGGCACCAUCCUGACAGUUUCCCACGACCGUAAAUUCUUGAACGAGAUUUGCACGGACAUCAUUCAUCUACACACGCGGCGUCUUGACCAGUACAAAGGAAAUUAUGAUCUGUAUGAAAAGACGAUGAAAGAGAAGCUGACCCAACAACAACGCGAAUACGAGGCCCAGCAACAGCUCCGCGCCCACACCCAGGAAUUCAUCGACAAGUUCCGGUACAACGCCAAACGCGCCGCAAUGGUCCAAUCUCGGAUCAAAAUGUUGGAGAGGCUACCCGUCAUCCAGUCGGUCGAAUUCGAGUCCGAGGUGCACUUUAUGUUCCCGGAGUGCGAGGAGCUGAGCAACCCGGUGUUGAUCCUGGACGACUGUGCCUUCAGGUACAACGCCGAAUCGGCCUUCAUCUUCCGCAAGCUUAACUUGGGAACACACGCCUCGUCUCGGAUCUGCAUUGUCGGAGAAAAUGGUGCCGGUAAGACAACGCUGCUUAAACUGCUCUUGGGAGAUCUGGAGCCCUCGACUGGUAUUCGACACACAAAUAGGCGUCUUCGCAUCGGCUAUUUCACCCAGCAUCACGUCGACCAGCUUGACAUGGACAACACUGCCCUCGAAGUGCUUGCGAAAAAUUACCCGAAUCGCCCUGUGGAAGAGUAUCGCGCUUGCCUCGGCCGCUUUGGAAUUACUGGCGACACCGCUCUGCAGCCCGUCUACACGCUCUCGGGAGGUCAAAAAUCCCGGCUGGCUUUCGCCAAUCUUGCCAUGCUCAAGCCAAACUACUUGGUAAUGGACGAGCCGACCAAUCACUUGGACGUCGAGACUGUUGAGGCGUUGGGCAAGGCGCUGAAUAAAUUCAAUGGUGGUGUCGUGCUCGUUUCCCACGACGAACAACUCAUCUCGCUGGUGUGCAAGGAGCUCUGGGUGGUCAAGGAUCGCAUGGUGUCGAACCUGGAGGGAGGGCUGGAAGAGUACCGGAAGCAGGUCUACAAGCAACUCCAGCUGGCCGCC